CUUCUCCUGUGCUGUCUUGACUCCAGCCUCUCAGGCUUUAAGUAAAGCCUUUAUGUAACUUAUAAUGCCGUCAAAACAAACACUGCUCUCCUGAACCAAACACUUCUGCAGGAAAACAACCACACAACCAGAGUGACUCUGUCCUGGUGGAGACAGAGAGCUUCAGGACAUCCAGUACUUUCCCACAGCGACCUGACAUUCCUCCUCAACGUUACCAAAGAGUUGCAAAGAUUAUAAUAAUAUAUCUUUUUAUUUAAACAAUCAUGGCUGCUGCAUUGUUCAGAAGAGGAGCAGGAUUAUGUUGUAUUCACAGGGAGCUGUGCAGAGCUGUAUGGAGGCCGCAGACUGCAUUGUUCAGCUCCAAACCACCAGACAUAAAACAACCACGCUGGACACACAUCAAGAAAGCCAAGCCGCAGCCGGCGGUGGAUGUCGCUACACUCCUGGAGCAACUCUUCCCCCACCACAGACCAGGAACAGCGCCACCUGUUGCUCGGCCUGCAGAAGCCUCCUUCAUGCCCAACAAACCUCCUAUCGCCUCCUCAGUGAAAGUCUCCGCCUCAAAUGUUCCUCCUUUAUCAAAGACAGAGCCGGAAGCGUCUGUCUCUCCAGCUGCUUCUAGUUUAAAACAAGUCGAUGCUCGUAGACUUUCAAAUGUGACUGUUCCUACAACCUCAGGUUCCUCUUCAACCAGCGCAACAUCUGCAUCUUUAGCAUCAGAAGUAGCUGCAAUAGAAUGCCAAACCUUGAUGGAAACAAUAGAAACCAAAGUAGAAACUGCGACAGAGCCAGUAGAACUCAAAACCGCCACAGCACUUCCCUUAUCAGACCGCAUGGUGGAGGAGAUCGCUGAGACGUCAUCUUCUCCAGCUGCUACAGUAGAACCCUUAAUAGAAACCACAAUAGAAUCACCAGUAGAGCAUAUUGUAUCCUCUGUUGUUGUUGAAGGUCCAGUAGAGCCUACAGUAGAAGCUCCAGCUGAAGAAGUACAAACCAAAGUCACAGACUCAGGAGUGGUUGAUGUCUUACACGCUGCCGAAGAACCUUUAAUAGAAACUACAAUAGAAUCACCAGUAGAAGGCAGCAAUUCCCCUGUGGAAACACAUGAAACCAGAGCUGCUGUUGUUGAGGGUCCAGUAGAUGUAACAGCUCAGAAAGUAGAAACUAAAAGCACAGACUCAGGAGUGGUUGACAUUUCACACAUCACAACAGUAGAACCUUUAAUAGAAACCACAAUAGAACCAGCAGUAGAGAAAAGCAUCUCUCUUCUGGAAGCACUAGAAGAUAGAUCUGCUGUUGCUGAAGGUUCAGUAGAAACUACACUAGAAGCUGAGGCAGUUACAGCAGCUCUAUCAGUACAGACCAACAGCACAGAUUCGGUUCCUCUCAGCCUCUCGCACGCUGCCGAAGCAGAACCUUUAAUAGAAACAACAAUAGAAUCACAAGUAGAUGUUACCGUGGGAACACUAGAAACUAGAGCUGCUGUUGUUGAGGGUCCAGUAGAGCCAACGAUAGACGUCACAGUAGAUGUAGCAGCUCAUACAGUAGAAACCACCAGCACAGACUCAGGAGAUCUUCAAGAGUUGGAAGGAGAAAGUGGUAUGUUGGUGAAGGAGCUCCUCUGUCAUAUUCCUCCCAAAACUCCUGACUCGGUAAAAACAAGUUCAGCCUACGAUCCAGCAGAAGCCAUGACGCUGGAAUCGAUGACUUUAGCAGAAGUGAAGGAAGAAGUUGGAGCUCUAGAAACCGAAGUUCUGCUAGAAACAAGAAACGCACUCGAGGAAGAAGCUAACGUGCUAGCGAAGGAGGAGAAGAUGGAAGUUGUGACAGUGAUGGACGAUGAUGUUUUUGAGGAAACGCCAGAGGCUGAAUUUUUAACGCUGGACUCCAUCUCUGAAGCCGCCGAUGCAAUAGAAGCCGAGACAGCCGUCGUGCUGGAGGCCAUGCUCGGUUCUGGGCAAGACGCUGCUGUUCGAGAAGCAGAAAAAGAAUCCGUGGAGAAGCAAGAUGGCGUCUUGGAGGCCAUGAGUCUGGAGUCUGUGACCUUGGCUGAAGUCGAGGCCUCCUUGGGAACUCUGGAGAAUGAACCCCUGAGUGAAACCAUAAAUUAUCUGGAGACAGAAGCUGAAGUUGUCGCCGGAGAGAAGAAGACGGAGGUGGAGGUGGAGGAUGUGGAUGCGUCUGGAGAGACGACUGACGGUUUGUUUCUGGCUGAAGUCGACGCUCUGCCUGAAGAUCUGCAGAUAGACGCGGUGAUGGAGGAGCUGCUCUUUUCCGUUCCUGCUCCAGUAACCGUGGUAACAGGAGGACUGAUCGAUCGGGAGAUUGUAAAAGCGGAUUCUUUGGAUGCAACGGUGGCCACUGGGUCAGUCGAUGUCGAUACAGCGGCUGCAGUGACAGAUGAUCCUCCGGCUUCUCCUGCUCUGAAGGAGGUGCUGAUGGAGGAGGAGGAGGAGGAGAAGGAGGGAGCAAAGGAUGAAGCCUUGGAGAAUGAAGAUGGAAAAGGGACACAUGCGGAUUUAGAUCCGGUACAGAGACUCUUCCUGGAGAAGAUCAAAGAAUACAACAACAUGCGCAGGUUGAAUGGAGGACUGAUGGAGGCGGAGCCGGACUACGAAAAACACCUAUCAGAGGAGACGGCGAAGCUCCAGAGACUUUAUGGAGGAGGAGACCUGAGCAGCUUCCCUCAGUUCACCUUCACCGAGCCACAAUUGGACCAGGACUCCAAAUGAUCCAUGACACCCACAUCCCACUCUUUAUGGUCUUCCUUAACC
Molecule: messenger RNA, 2774 nt
Organism: Anoplopoma fimbria (sablefish)
Lineage: Eukaryota; Metazoa; Chordata; Actinopteri; Perciformes; Anoplopomatidae
Product: mucin-22-like
Exons: 9
Coding region: 264-2732 (822 amino acids)
Biological process (GO): proton motive force-driven ATP synthesis
Molecular function (GO): proton transmembrane transporter activity
Source: RefSeq, a predicted model, not a curated record